Molecule: messenger RNA, 487 nt
Organism: Mugil cephalus (flathead mullet)
Lineage: Eukaryota; Metazoa; Chordata; Actinopteri; Mugiliformes; Mugilidae
Gene: atp5mg
Product: ATP synthase, H+ transporting, mitochondrial F0 complex, subunit g
Exons: 3
Coding region: 81-389 (102 amino acids)
Biological process (GO): proton motive force-driven ATP synthesis
Molecular function (GO): proton transmembrane transporter activity
Source: RefSeq, a predicted model, not a curated record
GCGGUCAGCUGGACAACCGGGGUCUUUGGAUUGGAGGUGACAUUCAGUCGGGAAUAUUUAGCUUGGAUAAAUCCUUCAACAUGGCAGCGGUGCAGAAACUGGUCGCUAAAGUACCUAGCCUGAUUGGCGCCGCUGUCACCGCCUCCAAACCUCGGCUAGCAGCCUUCUGGCACUACGCCCGCAUUGAACUCGUCCCCCCUAGUCCUGCUGAGAUCCCCAAGGCCAUCGAGGGAGCCACAAACCUCAUCAAGGGUUUCCAGACAGGACGUUUAGCUCAAACCACAGUGAGGGACGCUGUGAGGAAUGGACUGGUGGCCACUGAAGUGCUGAUGUGGUUCUACAUCGGAGAGUGCAUUGGCAAAGGAGGCAUAAUUGGCUAUGAUGUUUAAAUUUAGGUCUUUAAUUCAUUUGUUUUCUUUUGGGCGUUGUAUGCUCAACUUCCUGUAAAAAUCUGGGAUCUAAUAAACAUAUGUAUUGUUAAAAAAUA